Papilio machaon (common yellow swallowtail) is the source of this 1165-nucleotide messenger RNA. Its product is annotated as lysophosphatidylserine lipase ABHD12. The record is from RefSeq and is a predicted model, not a curated record. Gene Ontology annotation, molecular function: phosphatidylcholine lysophospholipase A1 activity; monoacylglycerol lipase activity. Gene Ontology annotation, biological process: phosphatidylserine catabolic process; monoacylglycerol catabolic process. Gene Ontology annotation, cellular component: endoplasmic reticulum membrane. NCBI's taxonomy places the organism in Eukaryota, Metazoa, Arthropoda, Insecta, Lepidoptera, Papilionidae. The coding region runs from base 26 to 1165 and encodes 379 amino acids. The transcript has 9 exons.
AAAAAAUCACGUAAAAAAAUAAAUCAUGGUGUUAGGGGGCAUACUAAUGGCGGGUGCAUCGCUCACGGCAAGUGUCCUACUUAUACAAGUAGCUGUGUUACCACUCGUUUUUAGAUAUAGCAAGUGCGUGCAAAGGAAAAUGGUUUUUACUAACUGCAUAAAUUACCCAAGGAACUUGGAUUAUAACAACCCAUCAAGCUGUAAUAUUAUCGGAGCGAGGAAUUUUACAGUGGAAUUUCAAUCGAAAAUUAACAAUUGUAAAAUAUGUCUAGGCGUAUGGCAUAUAGUACCAUGCUCUCUCUUCAAGGAGAUAUUCGUGGUCCGAAAGCAUUUGGAUUCGAACGCGAGACUUAUGAACGAGCUUAGACAGACUCAGAACACUGUGGUUCUUUACUGUCAUGGUAACUGCAACCACAGAGCGUCACCGCACCGCCUUAAUUUAUACAAAGUAUUUCAAGAAUUAAACUUUCAUGUCAUCACAUUUGAUUAUAGAGGUUACGGAGAUUCAACAAACGUGCAGCCGACAGAGCGCGGCGUGGUGGAGGAUACCCUCCACGUAUAUUCUUGGAUACUUAGGUCUAUCAGUCGCACGCACAGACCUAUGGUGGUAAUUUGGGGACAUUCUUUAGGUACAGCAGUAGCAGCUCAUUUGGUGGCGCAUUUGUCUCAGUUAUGUGGUAAUAUGGGACAUGGUACUAUGCCACAACCCAGUGCUCUCAUCCUGGAGGCUCCUUUUAACAACUUGAUCGAGGAAAUCGAGAGUCAUCCCUUUUCUAAGUUGGUGUCCUGGCUACCGUACUACAAGGCGACAUUCCUGAAGCCAUUCGCAGUGUCUUCAGAAUACGCGUUCACCACAGACCAGUACUUGAUGUUGGCACCGCAAGUACCCAUCCUCAUACUGCACUCCAGGAGCGACAGGAUCGUACCUUAUGAGCUGGCUGUAAAGUUGUACACCAGCACAGUAGCUAGCAGGCGAGAAGCGAAAUCACAGGCCCCAGUUGUACUGCACGGCUUCGAGCGCGGUCAGGGCCUCGGCCACAACAAUCUCUGUCAGGCGCCCGAUCUUCCAGACGUUGUCAGGUAUACGACAACUAUGUUAACAAAUAACUGCCACACGUCUUCUCUCGUUCGCGGACUAGGUAAAACUAACGUAGGAAUAAACUAA